GUUUUCUAUAAAUUUACGACUAACCAUUCACAAAUGACAGUUUAUCAAUGACCAUAUGACGACUGUUUUGAUUCACUUGGAUUUGUUCAGUGCUGCGGACAGGAUGCUGUUUCUAACUGUAGCCAUCGCUUUGACAGCGUCUGCUUCUUUGGCCCAGGAGUACGAAGAUAUAGAGCUAUAUAACAAUUACGAUGAGUACACAGCACUCGCCGAUGCUGCGGGAGGUGCAGGUGCAGGUGGUAAAGGGCAACCCAAGCUGGGAUUUAGUGCUGGCAGUGGGUUAAGAAGCAUUGCUGAGGGAUCUUUCAACUCGGCUAACGAUGCUGUUAACAAUCAAGAUGCGGCUGGUCAUCAAGCCGCUUUUGUCGCCAAAAAUACCUUAGCACAGGCUGCAGCUGGUGCCUCAGCAACCGCCCAGGCCGCACUGGCCGGCAAGCAGAUCCUCCUCCAAGGCCUCGAGCAGCAGCUUCGCGAUGCCCAAACGGCCCUCAUGGGCGAGAAGCAGCAGCUCAUGCAAGCCCAGCGCUCCGCCGACGCCACGAUGCGCGCAGCCCAAGAAGCCCGCGCCCACGUCAACGUACUCACCAACACUCUUAACGCGGCCCAGACCAACGCUGACCACAUGACCCAGGCGGCGUCGGAGGCGGCCGGAGAGCUCGCGGCGCAGCAGUCCAUGGUGGGCUCGGCAAAGCAGCGUGUGGAGCAGCUAGGCAAGCAGCUGUCUUCCGUGCGCAUAGACUUCGAGGCCACUAGGGCUGCUGCCCAGAAGGCCCAGGCCGCCGCGCAGGCCGCAGCGGCCAACGCCGCGGCUGCGGCCGCCGCCGCAGCCGCCGACCUCGCUAAGAGCGCCUCCCCCGCUCCACCACCACUCGGUGGAAAGGGGAGUAAUGGCGGGGGCGUCAGCAAAGGGGGUGCCGGGGGCGGCGGGGGUAAAGGGGGCUCCCAGAGCGGCAAAAAUGGGGGCGGAGCGGGAGCAGCAGGGAAGUAUAUUCAAGGGAUUGAAGGCAAUGUGGCGUAUGUUGAGGACAAUUUUUAUAACCCCUUUCAGUAUCGCAAGUAAGGGGGGGUAGUGAGUUAGGUUAUGUUUUGUUAUGUGUUUCAGUAUAGUUUUUUAUAUAAUAAGGUGAUAUUUAUUUGGGUUGUUUUGCCAAUAAAAGUUUCGAAGGUA
Zophobas morio is the source of this 1168-nucleotide messenger RNA. RefSeq names its product glycine, alanine and asparagine-rich protein-like. The record is from RefSeq and is a predicted model, not a curated record. Bases 56 to 1060 code for a protein of 334 amino acids. Lineage: Eukaryota; Metazoa; Arthropoda; Insecta; Coleoptera; Tenebrionidae. The transcript has 4 exons.